CCUCACCAUCCCUCUCCACACAACACAGCGAGCAGCCAUCCUGAACACAUGACUGCAGCAGCCAAAAGCCCUCACUCCACAACCACACGAGAAGCCUAUAAUGGAUAAAGGGAUUUUGCACAUUUGAACCCUUCGUUACAAUAACUGCAACUAAAGAUCUCAUCAUACAUGCUCAUUCAGAUCCGUUCCAGCGCGCAAAGUUCAGACGCAUCUGAAGGAACUUUGGAGAGUGGGAGUUUGGAGGACUCAUUUGAGACUUUCUGAACCGGUGCAAGGAAUCGUUGUAAUUUCAUUUGCUUUCUUGUUUGAAUCUGUAGGUGAUGCUUUUCCUGGGAUCGUUUUUGCGCAAAGGGAAAUUAUCAGUCUUUGGCACUGCUGGGGUUUUACUUCUGACAAUGAAAAGCAAAUGAGAGCGUUAUCCCUGCACUUUUAUUGACAGCUCAACGACAGGAUGCGGGAGCGGGAACUGCAGCGUGUGGGCAGGAGAUUGCUGCUGUUGGGCAUCUGUCUGCUGUCUCUCUGGGGUCAGCUGAGUCUGGCCUCAACACAUCGCAGCCAUAUUGUGCACGUCAAAGCGGGAACCUGUGAGGUCAUUGCAGCCCACCGCUGCUGUAACAAGAACAAAAUCGAGGAGCGCUCCCAAACUGUCAAGUGUUCUUGCUUCCCUGGGCAAGUUGCUGGGACAACAAGAGCGGCUCCUUCCUGUGUGGACGCUUCUAUAGUAGCACAGAAGUGGUGGUGUCAGAUGCAGCCGUGUAUGGAGGGCGAGGAGUGUAAGGUGUUGCCUGAUCUAAAAGGUUGGAGCUGCAGCACGGGAAACAAAGUCAAGACGACUAAGGUCACACGAUAGUCUGGGACCAAUAUACAUUUGGGACUAGGAGCUUUUUUUUUUUUUUUUUUGAUCAAA
This is a messenger RNA of Labeo rohita (rohu), 907 nucleotides long. RefSeq names its product TAFA chemokine like family member 3a (gene tafa3a). The record is from RefSeq and is a predicted model, not a curated record. The coding region runs from base 452 to 850 and encodes 132 amino acids. NCBI's taxonomy places the organism in Eukaryota, Metazoa, Chordata, Actinopteri, Cypriniformes, Cyprinidae. Gene Ontology annotation, molecular function: receptor ligand activity. The transcript is spliced from 5 exons.